Molecule: messenger RNA, 8350 nt
Organism: Rhopilema esculentum
Lineage: Eukaryota; Metazoa; Cnidaria; Scyphozoa; Rhizostomeae; Rhizostomatidae
Biological process (GO): microtubule-based movement
Molecular function (GO): ATP binding; microtubule motor activity; microtubule binding
Source: RefSeq, a predicted model, not a curated record
UGGUUUCAGUCUGCAAUGACGUUUCAACACAGCUGCCCUAGAUGCCUCUUCCCAGACUCCCAAGAGUUGGAGGCGAAGGUCAUUUGCAUAUUUACGUGUAGUAAAUUUUGCUGGCGAUGCGAUGUGGGCGAGGAAAACUUAAUUUUUGAGGUUUCAAAAUCUCACUUUGACGCAUUUGAUUUCAAAUUAGACGAACUCCUAGCUCAACUGACGUUAAGAGGAGAAAUUCUGCUAAGAAUGGCAUCAGUUAAAGUUGCUGUAAGGGUUCGGCCAUUAAAUAAGAGGGAAAUUGACUUGGAAUCUGAUGUCAUAAUCCAGAUGGACAGCAAUGGAAAGAAAACCUCAAUAAUCAACCCCAAUGUUCCGAAUGAUGUAAAGGAUUUCAGCUAUGACCAUUCAUACUGGUCGUCAGAUAGUCGUGAUAGGCAUUUUGCAACACAGGAGCAGGUAUUUUCUGAUUUGGGGAAGGAUGUGAUUGGUGCUGCAUUUGAAGGCUAUAAUGCUUGCAUAUUUGCCUAUGGCCAGACUGGAGCAGGAAAGAGUUAUACGAUGAUGGGAGCUCAGGAGAGUCUUGGCCUAAUUCCAAGGAUAUGUGAGGGUAUGUACGAGAGAAUGUCCAAAGAUCAAGCUGAAAACAAAAUUGAAUUCAAGAGUGAAGUGAGUUUCAUCGAAAUAUACAACGAAAGAGUGAGAGACCUUCUACGGGCGUCACCCAAGAAGGGUGACGUGUACAAUUUGAAGGUAAGGGAACAUCCAAAGGAAGGGCCGUAUGUUCAAGAUCUGACGAAACACAUUGUUACAAAGUACAGUGAUAUAGAGAAGCUAAUGGAUAUUGGAAAUGAUAACCGGACAACUGCGUCUACAAAUAUGAACGACACGAGCAGUAGGUCGCAUGCCAUAUUUACACUAAAUUUUACUCAGGCAAAGUUCUGCACCGAUAUGCCAAUUGAGACUGUGAGUAAAAUACAUCUCGUCGACUUGGCUGGAAGUGAGCGAGCGAAUUCUACUGGUGCAACUGGGCAGCGCCUGAAAGAGGGUGCCAACAUCAAUAAAUCCCUUGUGACCCUUGGAACUGUCAUCUCGAACCUGGCUGAAGCAUCUGGUGAUCAAAAGAAAAAGCCAUUCAUACCCUACAGAGAUUCAGUUCUGACUUGGCUGCUCAAGGACAGCUUAGGAGGAAAUUCAAAGACUAUCAUGAUAGCAGCCAUCUCACCCGCUGAUGUUAACUACUCAGAAACCUUGAGCACGCUUCGAUAUGCAAACAGGGCAAAGAACAUCGUCAACAAGCCUACGGUUAACGAGGAUCCAAAUGUAAGAUUAAUCAGAGAGCUGAGAGAAGAAAUUGAAAAACUUAGAACGAUGUUGUCAUCAACAAACCAGGGCCAGCCAGGAGCAACCCGUGUAAGUGUGGAGGAGACGAAGGUUGCUGAAAGGAUACACGAAAAUCAGGCAAAAGUUGAACAGUUGACAAGGGACUGGAACAACAAAUGGAAAGAAACACAGAAAAUCAUGGAGGAACGAGCACUGGCUUUUAGGAGAGAAGGUCUUGGUGUGAAAAUGGAGUCUGAGCUGCCACAUUUAGUUUGCGUUGAUGAUGACAUUCUUAGCACAGGUGUGACGCUUUAUCACUUGAGGGAUGGUAGAACACACGUUGGUGGAGAAAAUGCAACAGUAAAACAAGAUAUAGUCUUGCAUGGGCCUGGGAUAGAACCACAACAUUGCAUACUGGAAAGUAUUGAGGGGAACGUCACGCUACAGCCUAUUGCUGACCAAUGCUUCAUAAACGGAUCCAAAGUCAAAAAGCAAACCAGGCUUAGCCAAGGAGCUGUGGUCCUCCUUGGUAAAACAAACAUGUUCAGAUUCAACCAUCCAGCAGAGGCUGCGAAGCUACGGCAAAAAUAUGCAUCUGUAGAGAACCUCGCUUCGAUUGUACCUUCAAAGGAACUGGAGGCUCGAUCAUAUCUUUUUUACAAUGCAGGGCUAGAAAUGGAAAGGAGGCACAGAGAAGAAGCAAAAAUUUUAGAGGAGAAGAGGAAAGAAUUGGAGAAGAAGAACGAAGAAGACGUCCUAAAGCUGGAGGAAGCAAGGAAAGAAAUAGAAAAAUUAAAGACGGAGAAAAUUGCUGAAGAAGAGAGAAUACAGAAUGAAGUUCAGGAAACACAAAAGCAUCUCGAGGAGCAAAAAUGCAACUUACAGAAGAUCAAAGAAGAACAAGAAAAAACAAGAGAAAAUGCAUUAAGGGAACUUGAGGAGUUGAAAAAGAGAAUAAAACAGGAGCAGGAAGAAGAAAAAGAGAAAUUGGAACAUGAAAUGAGGAAAUUGCUAGAACUUAAAGAGAUGCAUCAGAAGUCUGUGCUAGAUAAGGAGAUGGAACUAAUGAAAGAGAAGGAAGAAUUAUCCAAGAAAUGGGAAAACGAAAAGGUUCAGAUUGAUGAACAGCGUAAAGAAGUAUUGAGGCUGCAGGAUGAAUUUGACAGCUAUCGGGAGGAGCUUAGAAAGAAUGGUGGAAAGAAGGAAGACACUGUGCAGGCACCAGAACAGCCGGUUGGUAUCUGUGGUACAGAGAAAUUAAGGACUGAUGAAUUACGAAACUUAUUGGAUGUUCUUGAAAGGGAAUUUGAAGACGAGGUGAAGAAUGCCCAUAUUCAGAUAAUGCAAGCUAAAGAGGCAGUUAAAUCAGCCGAAAUGGAUACUCUUCAGGGCAAAAGAGGUCUCAGUGAAGGAAAGACUGAACUACAGACGCAGUGGAAGAAGCUGGAGAAUGUUCAGUUAUUGCAUCGGAAUAAACAAGCAGAGCUUCAAAAAAGAAUCAAAGAGGUGAGAGAAGAGCUCAGUAAAGCUGAAGAAGCCGAGGAAGAAGAGCUAGUGGAGCAAGGAAAAAGUAUAAUGGAGAGAAAGAAGAAAAGAAGGAAAGUCGAAGAGGCUACUCAAAAACUUUUAGAGAUGGAAUCGCAGUUUAGUAAAAUUGAUGCACAACUAGUUGAGAGUAAGGAUUUGAUUGAAUGGCAACAUCGCGAAGAAGUCAGAGAGCUGACAGAACAGAGAAAAAUCUUGAUGGAAUUACUAAGCAAACAUCAAGUUGCCUUGCUAAAAGCAUCGCAAAUGGUGACUGAGACGAAAACAAAGCUAGAAAGUCAUUUGCAAAGUGAAAAGAUACUUGUCGACCCAAUCAAACAGAAUAUUGCUAAGUACGAGCAAGAACUUGAGCCUGUGCUUGCAUUAGAGGAGCAGGUUAAUCGAAAAUGCGAUAAUAUAGACAAAGAGAUGAAAGAAAGAAAAAAGGUUCUUUAUAAACAACGAAAGAGAAUCAACCUGUUGGAAAAGCAGCUAGCCCAGUCUUCAGGGCCUGAGCAGAAACAAGGGCUGAAUGAUGAGGAGCUGGAAGAUUAUGAAAACGACAGGCAAGCUGAGUGGGAUUUGGUUCGCCGGGAGAAGAAGUUGCUCGCUGAUAUGGAAGAAAAGUUCCGGCAAGCACAAGAACAGGCAGAGAUACAAAUCGGAGAUGCGUGCCAAAACUUGGACAGGAAAAAGAUGCAAGUCACAAUGGCAUUGAACACUGAAAAGAAGAAAUUAGAAGAACUUAUAAGUGUGCACCGGGAAACCACUGUUUUUAUUGAGGCGGAGUUAGAGGCUCGAGCAAGCAUGCUAGAACGGGUGAAAGAAAAGGUAGUUAACGAUAAGAAAGAGCUUGCGAAACUGGAUAUGAAGAAGCAGGCAUCUGCCGAAAAAGCGGCUGAAGAGCUCUUUGCCAUGGUAGAAAUGCUUGAAAAGGACUUAAGUGAAAAAGGUAAGAAAGAAGAAUUAGCGAAAAUUCGAGAUCACAGGAAAAAACUACAGGAUCUUGAUAGGCAGCUGCGUCUUGCAGAAAAACGCGAGAAAUUCGCGAGCAAAGAGGGCGAUGACGCAAAUUGUAUCAUACUUUAGAAUGCAAUGAAUGAGGGAACGUAUCUCGUUUAAAUAUUUUCAAUUUGGUAUGUAAAUUAUACUUUUUUUAUUAGAAAAUUCUUAACCGUUCAGGGAUGAAAUGCAAGUUUGAUAGAUUACUUUUGUGCCACAAAAAAUAAAGAUAUCAAAGAGCUUGUAAACUGGAGCCAGCCCGUAGAAGAUGGACUUUUGAAUGGAAACGCCGAUCAUUCUUGCUUUAUCGACUGGAUUCAGCUAUACUUUGUGGAUUUUAUGAAUUGAAAUUCCAUCUUCCAAACGUUCCUGUUUGAACUGAAUCAGACGAAGAAUAGCCAUUCUCUCUAAUAGAAUUAGUCAGUUGGCAAGUUUUUUGAAUUUAAACAGCGAAUUUCGGCGUAUUAAGGGCUUUGUUGCAAAAAUGUUAAUGAUGUCUAAGUGAAUUUCCAACAAUGUGACACAGUUAUUCUUUUAUCAAAAAACAGUUUGACGAAGAGAUUUCUGCAAAUUUUUCAAGUCAAAAUUGUUCAUGACAGAAAAUUUAUAGAUUGCUCCUUACAAAUGCCUAACUUUGUGUUACCGGUAGAAUGUUGGAAGUUAUACUGCAGGAUAGAUUUAGCAAGUGACAGAGUACUCAAGUGAAAGAAGUUUUAGACCUUAUCUGAUUUAGACAAAGGGUUUUUCACUCCUUUCAAUUUUAGUGUAUAAUGAAGUCGUCAGAGCUCUUCUGAUGACUUCAAAUCCAUAACUAGAUUUAAUCGUGUCCAGUAAACUAUUUUAGUCAUUGAAUCUGGUUUAGGGGGAAAUACAGAUAUAUUGUCACAACGUAGAUAGUGUUAGUUUAAAUGCAUGCAGUAUUGUAGUAUGGUACUGGUUGCCUACUUACAUAUAGUUUACAAUCGUUUAAUAUAAAAUGAAGAUUAUUUUGCUAACGUAUUGUCAAGCAAGGUUUUAAGAAAAGAGCCAAUUUUCAUUACUUUCAGGCAUGUUUCCGGGGCUGUCUUUGUUUCUUUCAUAAAAUUUUGCCUCUGAUAUUUUGUUGCGGUACUGAAAUAGUUUUGAUCUUUAGAAGUGAAGCAACUGGUAGCCUUUAGAGAUGACGCCAAUUAAGACCCAGUCCUUUUGAGUGUUGUGUUGAAUCUGUUCGUCUACUCUUUAACAUGAUGAUGAAAAAUUGUGACGAAUGGUACAAUACCUUUCGGAUGUUAGCACGUGAAAACCUUAAAAUGAGAGUCCCUGCCGUUUAUUGUUCAUUACUUUUGUGUUGUUCGUAUCAUUGCUGUUAGUUUGUUUUUUCGUGUGUGUGUUAAUUUGAUUCUGUGCGGCGUGAGAAGGUUGCAUGUACCAGAUACAAAAUUGAUAACAAUUUCUAGAUCUCCAAAAUUUUACCAGUAACUUUAAUCAGUUCACGAACAAUCCAGAGGUUUCACAACAGCAACGUUUUUUAAUUAUUAGUCCACUCUCAGUGAGUGUCACCAUUUUGGUAUAAUUCAAUAAUUUGGGUGCCUAUACUUUAAAAGAAAAAAGAGAUGUAUAAGAAAUUUCAAGCCCAAAGAUUACAGAGAAAAUUUAUAGAUUUUUUCGUUUUUGUAAAGAUAAUUUGAAUUCAUUUCCAAUCCAAUACCAAUUUUGAUAGCAUUUAUUUACGUGUUCUUUAUUUCAUUCACGUUCUACGCUAUAAGGAAAAUAACCUUUAUGAGCCAUUUGCUUCGGCUACUCAUUGUGCUUUUUCCUUUCACUUUUCUAUGUUUUGAAAACCCAUUUUUUUCAAAAGCAUUUUUAGAUUGAUUACUUGUGAGAUAUACGUCGUAACAAUAUCAUCAUCACUUUGCAAUCAUGUAUCAAACGAAUGUGGAUAAUCAUGUAAAUAACGAAGAAAAAAUAUUUCAAUAAUCAAUGUACGGUAAAUUCUAGAUAGUACUGAAACAAUAAAAAUCGUUAUAUCUCUUGGAUAAUUUAUUUCGAAUGAAAUUUUAGAAUGGCUUAAAAAUUGAUAGUAAAGUUACUGAUUUUUAUUAGCGUCUUAUUACAACUACCCUUUUCUGUCUCUGCUUGGCCAUUAAGAGGAAAUUGCCACCAUUUUACAGUUUUCCUAGCGCCCUAAAAGUCUCCUCAUAUCUCUCCAAAGUAUGCAUUUUAUGACGUUACCCCCUACACUGUGAUGAAUAAUAUUCAGGGGGAUCCAUUACUGUUGAGUAAUUUAGCCAUUAAAUUAGCCAUAUGAUUUGAUCCAUAUCAAUAAGAUACUUUGUUUAGUACGUGAUUUUGACUUCAUUUGCCUUAUCGUGUACCUUUAAACAGCCAUUUUGACUACUGACAUUUUUAAUGGUUUCGUAAAAAAUUCAAAGUGUUUCAUAAAAUCCAUUUUGAGUCUUAGCCCCGUUAACCUAAAUACCCCUAUAGAAAAUGUUGCGUUCCGUAAAGUGGUUAUGCAUCAUAAACGAUUAUUACGUCACUGCCCAAAUUACAAUAUACUGCAUUUCGUAGGAUAUACUGUAUGGGAAACAAAUUGAAGUUUAGAGACACAUCAUCUUCAGUUUCCUUGCCAGAGCUCAUAAUUCAAUGAUAUGCUAAACCCUGAUUUCUCAUGCAAUUCUAAACUUCAUAACUUGUUUUUACCAACUACCUAACCCUAUUGAUUAAAAGUACACGUUACUGCACAUGAAUUUGCUUGUUUAGGAGCCUUGUGAGUGAUGUUUGACGUAAGGGGUGUUUCAAUAAGUAGAAAGAUUUAUCAAUUUCUUGCAUAGAUAACUUUGUUUAUCCUCUAUUUAAUAGAUUAUUUAUUUACAUUAAUACAAAUUGCCACAAAUCGGAAGUGAUGAAAGUAGCAUUGAGUUUGUUUAGUUAAUACCUUGAAAUGACAGAUCUAAGAAAAAUUUGUUCAAUUUUUGCGUGUUCACUUGUAAUGGUUUCGAGAUAAAUUGUUGCUACUACUCCAAUCCACCAGUAGUUACUUCACUAAGGCUUAUUAUGUGCAGAGAUCUUGCUCCUGGCUUUGACUUAAACCAAAUGUGAACUGCUUUCCGUUCAAUAAAGAUAUAUGUAGAUUUAGCCAGCAACUGAUACAAAUUUUUGAUGUGUAAAACAGGACGAUUCUCCUUAAUAGCUCUGAGUAACACCUUAAUGCGACACACAAUAGGUUUUCUAUCCCAAAUCUGAUUCGUUAGUGUAAACCAAUCAUCGUACGUGAUUUCGCUUUGUAAACUGUCAAUCAGACAGCUGACGCAGAAACGUCAGGCCAACACUUAUUUGGUUGCCUCCAAAAUAAUCAUUUCAGGCCACGCAUGCCACCCAAUUCAGUUUGGGACCAGUGGAAAAAAUCUGAUGUUUUCUGCACAACAGAACAAAAAUUACAUGAACUUUCUGUCAUAUAUAUAAAACAUAACUGUUACAUCAAUCAAUAAAACAUUAAAUCCACUCUGAUAAUAAGUUUUUAAAGUUUUAUUAAAACAUCUACUCAAAGUAAUAAAGUGGCGAUAGAAACUAUGAAAUAGUCACGUGAUGCAAAAGCUUAAUAACAAUUUUGGCUGUGAAACUCGGGAGUUUUAUGGUUGCAUAACCUUGCUUUCUGUGAAGCAAUCUGUUUGUUUUCUUUUAUUUUUUCUUCAGGUUGUCUAAAAUCUCUAUUUUGUAAAUCAUCCCAUCGCAUUCUAGUGAGCAUGCUAUUAGAUAGCAAUUAUAUAAGUUAUGGACGCGUUUUAAUAUGAACAACAGUAAAGCUAUUAGAAUUCAAAAGCACUAUUUAGCUAUUAAUUUUUAAUGCUUCGCAAAACUUUUAAUCAAAGCAAUAAUUUUCUCAAGUUAUUAAAAUUGAUGCCGCUUACAUAAGAACUUCGAGAAAAACACCUUAUAUUUACCUAGAAAUCCUUGCUUUAUUGUUCAUUAGAAUAAACAUGAUUUCUUCCCAAGUUUAAUGUAAUGGGAUGGUAAGGAAAUUUUAUCAAUAAACAUUUAAUUUGCAAUUUCCUUCUCUAUACAGCAAAAUGUAAACUUUUUGCCGUCGAUUCUUGCACAUUAUUAACUUCUGUUGUCGCAUGCUUUUCUGUGGCUAAAAGAACUGCCAUAGCAAGCUAACUUCCAGAUGUUUUUAUUGAGAAUAUAGCAACCAUAUGAUAAUACUAACCAACCAUGUGUAAUCCAUUCUAGGGCUAUACUCUGUUUAAUCAAGAUCCUACAGAACAGUACUUUUACUGCUGGAGAAAAAAACCAAUAGCCCUGGAAUUGCCGAAUACUUUAAAUCAGUCUAAUUCUGGACAUUUGGCACAUCAGUUUGUCCACAUUCCCUGAAAGAACCAUUACAGGCUUCCCAGCUCCAUUUUUGCAUCAACAGAAGAUUUAGAUCAGAGAUAUUUCUUUCUGCGAUCUUGACUUUUGAUUUUGUUAUCAAUUUGUAUUUAUCCUCGUGCUUACGAAAUUGCUCCUAACAAAAGUUUUGCAACUUUAACCU